This is a messenger RNA of Theileria orientalis strain Shintoku, 5415 nucleotides long. RefSeq lists its product as hypothetical. Bases 1 to 5415 code for a protein of 1804 amino acids. The record is from RefSeq and is a predicted model, not a curated record. NCBI's taxonomy places the organism in Eukaryota, Apicomplexa, Aconoidasida, Piroplasmida, Theileriidae. The transcript has 3 exons.
AUGCUUAUUGUUUACACAUUUUUCUUAUAUUUCAUUAUAUAUUUUUUCAUUAACAAUAUUUUUUGUUUUGAGUUAGACAUCGGGAAAAUUGUAAAUUAUUCUAUUGGAUCUGUUUCAGUCAAUAUACAAAAGACAAAGAAAUUUGAUAAUUUGUACACACAUAUUUUCGAUAAACCCAUUCUUUUAAAGAACAUUAGAAAUGGAUAUAGAAAAUUGUAUUUUGAUAAGUUGUUGAUUAGUGAUCAACUAUUAUUAUCUUCAUCGAUAUUAUGGGUUAGAAAAAAACCUCUUGUUAUUCAGUUAAAUUUCGAAAAUUCUUCAGUUUUACUUUUAAAUGAAAACAAUUCAUUAUUAUCGGCAGAGGCUGUAUUUUCUGAGAAAAUUAUCAGUAAUAUAACUUAUAGAAUUCAUUCUGAAACCGAAGAGUUUGUUGACGUUGAUCUUUCAAAAUUUGAAGAUUAUGAUUUUAACACAUCUAAAGUUAAUGUUACUAAACUUGAAUUUCAUAAUGAUAAAUUUAAACGGUACGCUCUUAGGAACUAUAAUUUGCAAUCAACGAAACUGGGCAAGCUACUAUAUAAUACUGUCGAAUUGAAAACAUUAGUCAAAAAUGGCCCUGAAAAAAUUAUUGAGGAAAAUUUUAUUAUUCCUUUUAAAAAUGACUUGUAUUCAAUACGAGUGUAUUCAUAUGAUGAUUUUCCUUUAAUAAUAGAGGCUCUAUACACAUUUAAUAAGAGACUCUUUUUCGGUUAUACUCCCGAAAAAAGGUGGCAUCAUCUUAAAUUUCCGCCCUUUCAUCAUCCUUCUUAUAUGGAUUUUUUGUACGAAAUUAUUAGUUAUUACGCCUGUAAAAAUCGAUUCAAAUAUACUAUAGAUGUAUCUCAUAUUUCCGAGACAAAUGAUGAUACAUAUAAAAUAAAUAAUUAUUGUAUCGGAUCAGAUGGAGUAGAAACAAUUUCGAAUUUUCUAAAGGUUCAAUUUUACACUGAUACUCAGUACAAUGACGGUGUUUAUAGGUGCUAUGAACAUAUUCCAUCUAAUGAUAGCACAUUUUUUGUAGAUCACUUAAUGGAUGUAGAGUCAUUUUUCCGCCUUCCUGACACACCGGACUUUACUAAAUUAAUCAGAGUUUAUUAUCGCAUAGAUUGGAGGCCAUAUUUGAUCGUUUUUGUUGACAAGUCGAAUAAGUUACACUGCUACAAAUACAAAGAUAAAAUUUGGGAAAUUGACGAGACAGUACCGAAAGGUGAUCAUGAAAGAUUUAAUGGAGUAAUAAGAAAUCUUCUUGAUGAACUUGUUAUCUAUGAUAGUCGACUCUUAUUUGGAUCAAUAAUAGUUCUGACAGAUUUAAAAACAGAGUAUAACAAGAAGCAUUUGGCUGUUGCAUUGGGAAGUUCUUUAUCAUCAAAGUUUCUCGAACAUAACUUUAUUAGUGUAAGUGAUCAGACAAGCACUAAUGGAUCAUGUUUAAGCCCUAGUCAUUUUAAAAUCUUUAAACACGAUCUAAGUAGAACCACCGGAAAUGUAUUACACAAUGGAAAAUCUUCGACUCUGAGUUUAGGGUUAUUCGUGGAUAAAAAUAACAUUAAUCUGUAUGAUAAUCUAAAUUCAAGGGAGAAACCUAUAAGCAUAACUUACAAAACUUCCAGUAAUGACCUGUAUGUUUACUUUUAUGGCGAUUCGGAUCCUAGACCUUUGCUCAUAUGUUACAAUAAUAAAGCAUAUAGACCUAUUUCCAGUGAUGCUUAUUUUACUGAAUGGGUUACAGUAGAUUCAAUUAAACGCUGUGACUGUACUGAUGAUAAUGGGAACAAUAACCUCCUAGAAACCCUUCUAAAUGUUAGCAAUAUAAUCAACCCUGUGAACAUAAAAAACACAACGGGCGACGGUUAUGUUAUACAAAAUUUUAACAAACAGCCCAUUAGAAUCACUUUAGAAUCGGCAAAUUUAUCAUGUUUUAAUAAACAUGUACAUAAGACUCAACAAAAUUUUAGAUUGGGAACUAUUCUUCAUGGUUUAAAGUGUAUUAAAGAGAUCAGUGGAGGCAAUGACUCAACCUGUAUAACGGCUACAUCUAAAAAUAGUCCAUAUAACACCGCAAGUGAAGUAGUGGUUUACUACCAUAAAAAUGAUACUGACCAUAACACUCCUUUACUCGUAGCGCUUAAAAAUGGAAAUACAUAUGAGCCAAAUUACCUGUUUUCUAGUAGCACAAGCUCAGAUAAGUAUUAUCAGAAAAUGGAUGGAGAUAUUGACCUGUCUGAGGCAUCAAUAUCCCCGAAAAUUGAUGAAAUAUUAUUUAGACAAGGAAAAUUGCUCCAGGUUAUUCUCGGCAACAGACAGGGAACUAGUAUUUCUGAUACUUAUCAGGCCAAGCUUUAUGAAAACACAGGAAGUCUAACUGAGAGUGGUUUGACUAUGCGAAUAACAUUAUCUAUGCCGACUGAAGUGGCUGGUGAUUCUAAAUACGAUGGAUUUAAAUACUAUCAGCAUCAACUGUCCUCCAUUCCUGGUAUAAAAAAUAUCGGUGGCUUAAAGCUUUACUUAUGGGACGACGGUCAAAAAAAUGUCAAGGAAAUUAAGUUAUACUCAGAUGAAAGUGGUCAAACUCCCAUGGAAAAGUUGUUCUACAAUACUUGUAAGGGUAAUAUUUAUGUAUACUUUUACGGGGAUAGGGAUAUUAGGCCACUGCUAAUAUGCUACAACUACAAAGCUUACAGGCCUAUGAGUAAGGCAAGCUAUGAUACCAAGUGGGUACAGGUGAAUAGCAUAGACAGAUGUUCAUCCGAGACCUCUGACAAUACAAAGAUGUUGAGGGAACUUGAUAAUGUUGUAAAGUUUUUGAAUGUGAUAAAAACUCACACGCAGGCUAACCGAGGAAAGGAUCACUCUAAAUGUAAAUUAUUCAACAUCCACAGGCAUAAACCGAUCUAUUCAAAGGCGGGUGACAUUGAGAUUUGCAAGGAUGAAAGUUGUGGUAACAAGGUUGUUCUAACUGACGGCGACUAUAAGAAUCACACAGUUCUAUAUGAAGAGUUGUAUUACAACAGGUAUGAUUGGUAUUUUAACAACCCAAUCAUGUUGGUGUUGCAUUAUGAAGGACAGGAUAAACAGGAACAGAAGAGAUACUACAAAUUUGUAGACUUUGAACAAGAUAAAGCUAAGCCCAGAGAUAUUUUCGAGCUACCCAUGUACCCGAGCGAGUCUGAAUUCUUAUCAAUGCUGAUCAAUGAUAACGAUAUUAUUCUUAGCAGUGUGACAUACCAAAUAGACAAAAAAGAUAAUAGUUACAACAGUGAAAGGGUAACAGUGACAGUGAAUCCUGAUUUUCCAUGUGCUGGAUUUAUUCGAUACGUUCACAGGCCAAAGGAAGGCUACACUGGAGGAAAGUCGUAUAUAUUGAAUAAACAGGACAUUCUCCUUUGGUGGGAUGAUUAUAAAUUACGCUCAGGGCCUAUUAACGAUUUCCAGGAUAAGCACUUAGCUAGUGUCAACGUUUAUUAUAGUCCAAAGUUUGAGGAGCCUUUGUUGGUAGGAUUCGAAAAGAAGAAUGGAAAUAUAUCAUGGGAGUACUACUUUCAUGAAAGAGUUAGUGGAUUGCAUUGGCAAGUUGUGGACCAUGGCGCUUCUGUUAGAUUGUUAAAUCUUCGGUUCGAUAAGAGAGAUGUACACAACAAAUUUGCAGCAAAUAAUAACCAACGUCUGAUUCAGUCUUUGAAGAAGAUUGAAUACUUAAUACUUAAAGCAAUUUCGCUAUUCAUAGACAGAACUGCCGAUUAUAAUAAAUCUGCUGCGUUGAAUUGGCUUUUACAUACUUCUCCUCAAGUUCUUCACUAUCCUCAGAAUAUUUCCUCGCAGCCCGAAAAUAUAACAGUCACUGAGCCUGAUUGGAAGCCACUAAAAGACCUCGGCUACAAAGUGUUUGAGCAUCGUAUCAACACCAAUCGUCUGGGACACAGAACUGAUGACAAGGUAGAGUUAAGGGUUUUAUUACCAUGUCCUACCACUGGCGGUAAACACACCGAGGUGAUGCUGCGCAAGCCUGAGGCCGAGAUUACUGAAGAAGCCCUUACUUUAGACCUGAGUCGACAGAAUGUAAAUGCUGCCUAUAGAGGUGGCAAAUAUAGUGUGAGGCCAUCUAAAAACACAUUUAGCAAUAACUCGAACUUUGUGAGCUUUACACACCAGGGUUCCAGUAACGAAAAAAUGUUUGAGGGAGAUUUCACUUUAAAAUUCAAGGAUAUGGGCGCUAAAUUCACUGGGGAUCUCGGAGAUAAAUCUGAGAAUAAGCGAAUUGAUGUGUACUUUCACUCUCUCAAGAUGGAUAAGUUUGUUAUCGCAGCAUUCCCUCUUGUGGGUGACAAAAAGGCCAAGUAUUUCACAUACAACCAGUUCGUCAGCCAUUAUUUAAGUGGAACUGCCAUCUCUCUUUCUUCGCUUUCUGAAGUGGAUGUCGACUUAGGUUCGUCAGCUGCUCAAUUACCAGAGUCGUUGGCAGCACUUUUGGAACAGGAGCGCAACAAGGUUGAUGAGGUUUAUUUUCCCGACCUGGAUGUUAUAAUCUACAAGCCUGGGCAUAAUAACUUCUAUACCUACUACUACGGCGAUGACCAGCGUCCUCUGCUUAUAUGCUACAAUGGCACCGCGUAUAGACCUAGGAAAUUGGGCGAUCCUGACCCUAAUAAUCAAGCUAAGGUAGACUAUACUAAAUGGUAUAGGGUUAGUAGUGUCACAAACUGCGUUUGCGACGGAACCUUUUCCAAUGAACCGCUGAUAAGGGCCCUUUCUGACGUGGUUGGCUACCUUAACCCUGUGCAGCUUAACCCUAAGUACAUAUCGUUCCUGGUCAAUUUUAUAAAUGGUACGAAGAUAAAGUUGGAGAACGACGCUUAUUACGAUUUACAAGCUUUCAUCCCCAGCGUCGUUUUCAAGAUUUUUAUAACCAGCCUCAAUUUAACAUGCUUCAGAAAAUAUCGAUACGUCCACAACGGCAAAGGUGGACAAAACCAAGGUAGAGAUGGCUCUGGGUUCAGACUUGGGGACAUUGUCUAUGACGAGGCUUCCAAACAGCAUUUGGUUUUAACCUACGACAAAUCAAAGCCUCUAUCGGUCGUCUCCGUCUACUAUCAUUUGUAUGACGGUAAUCACAGCCAUCCUUUGCUUGUCGUUCUCGAAUUCAAGGGGCAGGAAGGUGGUGAGUACUACAAACUUAAGAGCGACACCGUAACUUCCAAGUACACUUGGGAGAGGCUCCUCGAAGAUGGCGACGGAGCCCAACUUCUGGCUAAGCUGAAGGUCGAUACCAGUUUGGAGUCCGGCCUGUCCGAUAUCGUUAAGGAGCUCAAUUUAACUCUUACAAGAAAUAGUGUAAACAUUGAAGAUUCCUUGAACAAGUGUGGAAACUUGCCCAGUUAA